Molecule: messenger RNA, 473 nt
Organism: Caenorhabditis elegans
Lineage: Eukaryota; Metazoa; Nematoda; Chromadorea; Rhabditida; Rhabditidae
Gene: ZK622.4
Product: LIM zinc-binding domain-containing protein
Exons: 3
Coding region: 8-310 (100 amino acids)
Source: RefSeq, marked reviewed
AAUCAUCAUGAAGGAGCCAUGCUUCAGAUGCAAACGACCCACUUAUUUCAAUGAUAAGAUGGGACCCCUAAAAGAUGGAUCCAUGUUUCAUAAAGGAUGUUUUAAAUGUUGGAUUUGCGGAACCCGGUUGUCACUGAAAACUUAUCACAAUAAUAGAAAUGAUAAUACUGAUCUCGAGGUAUACUGUGCGGGUCACGUACCAACUCCAGGACCACAUGAUCCAAUUCCACAUCGAUCAAAUCUUCUUUUCUCGCCAAAAACGAAAGGAGAGUAUCCACAUAAUUUGAUGAGACCAGCUGGACCAACAUAAUGUGAUCUGUUUAUAUCCGAAAAGCUGAAAUAUUCUGAAAAAAUGAUUCUUAAUUGGCUGUCUUCUCCUCAUUCUCUCUUGUUUCCAUCGCCUCGCCUUUAUCCCUGUUCAUUGUGAAUUUGCUAUUGUUUGGCUUGUAUUAUAUAAACUUGACGACUCUCUG